UCUCCCAGACACAGAUCGCAAUCGAUUUUCUGCGAAAACGGUGAUCUAACGAGGGCGGGACCGUGGGCGGGGUUUAUUCCAGUCCGCCCUGCGCUUUGACCCACCGCGGCAUUAUCCUGCGGUAUACGGCGCGGGACAAACGUGAUCGCUUCUAUAGGUCAACUACACCGUAUAAGAAUACCGUAGAUUGAAUAUAUUGUAGAUUAGGUAUGCCAUAGAUCAAUAAAAUUAUAGAAGUAAUGUAGAGACAGUGAAACAAUGUUCGGAGACGAGCAGGGUUGCGCGCCGGACGCUCUUUACGACGACUCUUCGCUGUCCGACGGCAGCUUAUACGCCAGCGACCAGGAGAACAGCACUCCAAGAAAGAGAUGCGAGCGGCGUCUGCUACGUCGGCGCUGCCCGGCGCAACAGCAGCAGCAGCGGCAGGCGGCGAACCUGCGCGAGCGCCGCCGGAUGCAGUCAAUCAACGACGCGUUCGAGGGCCUCCGAGCACACAUCCCAACGCUGCCCUACGAGAAACGCCUGUCGAAAGUCGACACGCUCAAACUGGCGAUCGGCUACAUCAGCUUCCUCGGCGAACUGGUUCGCGCGGACCGCAGCGCACCGGAGUCGAUGCUGGCGGGAGUCACCAACGCGCAGCACUGCACCAACAACAAGAAGGUCAUCGUCAGAGGCAGCAGUUGCCAGGCGCACUCCCUGUCGUGGUCGCGUCGGGGUGAGCGGCCUCCGGGGUCCACGCUGCACGCCAAGAUCUGGGUCCCUGAAGACCCCAGAAUAUUCGGCGCCUGCGACACCACCAACGUCAUCGACAAAGAGGAGCUAAGAUAGACUAUGUGAUCUCUAUGCCUCAUUUUUGCACUUUGCAAUAGGUAAUCAAGAUUCAAAAAAUACCAAAAGAAUAAAAUA
Molecule: messenger RNA, 906 nt
Organism: Aricia agestis (brown argus)
Lineage: Eukaryota; Metazoa; Arthropoda; Insecta; Lepidoptera; Lycaenidae
Product: pancreas transcription factor 1 subunit alpha-like
Exons: 5
Coding region: 259-828 (189 amino acids)
Biological process (GO): regulation of transcription by RNA polymerase II; developmental process
Molecular function (GO): protein dimerization activity; RNA polymerase II transcription regulatory region sequence-specific DNA binding; DNA-binding transcription factor activity, RNA polymerase II-specific
Source: RefSeq, a predicted model, not a curated record